GGUACCCUGAUCCUGCGUUGGUUGGUAAUGUGAAGUCUGAAGUAGUGAAGAGGCUCAGCGCAGGACAAGAUUAUCUUAGCCCAGACCUAUUUGUAACACUGACCAGGUUGUAGAACAGAUCGUUGAUACGGUCCGGUUUUCGUCCGAGGAAGACAGUGAGGGCCGAGGGGCUGGGUAGCUAGUGAUACUAUUUCAUCGCUUCUUCAUUCAAUCCCCGCCGGUUGCCAACACUAACAGACGCCGACACAGUUCAUCACCAGCCUGCCUCAUCAUGAGCACAUUUGCCAUCGCCCGAAGACCAGCAUGCCUGGCACGACCUUGGUUGCGGCUGCGGGGCAACACGAGGGUAGUGAUCGGUGGUGCGGGACUGGGAGUUGACGCUGGCAGUGGGGUGAUCGGAAGCCAGCGACGUCAUUUGGCUUACAAUGCUGGCUCGACAGAGCUGACCACGAACGUGCUCAGCUACCAUCAACACAAGGACUCUUACAUUCGCGAUGUGAAGCCGACAACUAACCAGGUUGAUUUCUUUCAAGAAAACGGUUAUGUGGUCAUGGAAGGUCUCCUUGACCCGGAUCACCUGCAGAAAUGGCGUGAUGUUAUUGACUCAGCUGUUGAAAUGCGAGGUAAAGAUUGGUCGUUUCCCGUAAAAGGCCAAGUGGAUGUCACGAAUGUCGAAAUGGAUUUCUACCAGAAGGUCUUCACACAGCGCAUCAACCUAUGGAUUACCAGCGAGCAGGCCCGGCAUCUGCUCUUCGCUGCACAAGCAGUACUGGCACGCGCUGCAUGUAACCUGGGCGGCAUUAAUCGCGUACGUCUCUGGCACGACCAGGCACUCUACAAAGAGCCGUGGGCCAAUGCCACCAGUUGGCACGUGGACGUACCGUACUGGAGCUUCGACUCGGUGAAUGCCAUCAGCGCCUGGAUAGCAUUGGACGACGCGACGAUGGCUAACGGCUGCAUGCACUUCAUACCAGGUUCACAGAAGCUCGUCGAGAAGGGAUACGCAGAAGAUGGAUUCUUCCGCGAGAUAAAAAUCGGCAAGAACAUGUCGGACGUGUUUGAGUUCUUCCCGGAAGCUAGGACAUGGCCGAGCACGGCGGUGGAGAUGAAGGCAGGAUCUGUGUCUUUCCAUAGUGGCGCACUGAUUCACGGUGCUGGGGCAAACAUGACACCGGGCAGGCGCCGUGCGAUGACAAUGGGCUUCAUGCCCGAUGGCUCCGUGUUCAAUGGCAGGCAGAACAUACUGACCAAUGAACAGUGCGCUGUACUCAAGGUCGGUGACAAGCUGACCGACGACACACAGAAUCCACUGCUCUACGACACCGGCGUGUGAUGCAAAUAGUUCGGAUAGAACCGAGCAGCGGUACAUUCAUAUAGUCUUCUGGUACAUGUUGAAGUACAGCACUGGCAGCGUGGCUUUGUCUCGCUACUCUAGUUCUCAGCCAGUCAUAGUGAAGAGCAACGUCACAUUCAGCAGUCCGCUAAGCCUUGGCUGGCAA
Sycon ciliatum is the source of this 1499-nucleotide messenger RNA. RefSeq lists its product as uncharacterized. Lineage: Eukaryota; Metazoa; Porifera; Calcarea; Leucosolenida; Sycettidae. The transcript is spliced from 4 exons. The record is from RefSeq and is a predicted model, not a curated record. Bases 272 to 1333 code for a protein of 353 amino acids.